AUGAAUGGAUCUAAGAUAUUAGAAAUCAAUAGUGAUGCAAGUGACUCUUUGGUAUCAUUGCCAAUUGUAACAUUUCCACCAUUUAAGUUGCGUGCUUCCUUAGUUGAAAGAGAUCCAGUCGUUUGGGUUCAUUUGUUAGAAACUUACAACAUGUAUAUGGCAAAUUUAAUCUCUAAUAAGGUAUGGACAAGAUUGGAUGAAAAAACAUGGGAACAAUUAUGUUUAUUUUUAAGAAGUUAUUUACAUGAAUUAUCUAGUGAAAAAGGACAGUUAUUGAGUUUAGGCCAUAAUGUUGAUGUUAGUAAAAAUUUGGAAAUGUUACACAACUGGUGUUUCAAAUUAAUUCAAGCCGUUGGUAGCAUUUUCAAAUUACAAAUGAAUGCAUCAACUUUAUGGGAUUUUAUUCGAAUUUAUGCCGAAAAAUCACCAAUCACCGUUCGUAAAAUUAUUAGUGGCAGUAAUGAACGCACCAAUAACAAGAUUGAUUACAGUUAUAUGAUCCAUAAUCAUAUUGAAUAUUUAGUUGGUAGUGGAAAGUUUGACCGUUUUGACUUAAAAACAUUGGAAAAUUUGGUAGACAAUGAAAAUAUUAAUAAAAUUCAAAAGUUUCAAGGGAAAAAAGAUUUUGAAACCCAGAGUGUAAGUAAAUUUGGUGGAAAGUCUAUAAGGGAAAGGAAAAACAAAAAACAAUUUCGCAAUAAUAAUAAUAGUAGUAGUAGUAGUACUAAAGUUACUGAUUUUGUUGAUAAAUUUAGUUCUAUUAGAUGGAUUGAGAUUUUGGAAGAAUUAUAUGCAGAUGGCAAAGGUGUUCAUGCGGCCAUGGCAAAAAAAUUAUGUGUUCUCACUCUAUUGAAUUGUUCAAUACCGAGAAUAUCAUCAAUAGCCACUGAAUUGGGGAUUAACAGCUUGGUUGCCUUAAAGUUGUAUCCAUUAUUUGGUUCCAUUUUGUGGGGAGGUUAUUAUUCGGGGAAAUAUUUCAAAACACUUGAACGACGUUUGCCAUUUUUAAAAGUGUCCAUAUCAACAAAAGAUGAUGGUUCUGAUAAGAUUAAAGACGAAGAUAUUAAAGCUGUGCAUGAUGUUUUCCCUGAUCUUCCUGAAGCACAUCUUAUAUCUUUGUUGAGGCAAUAUGGCACCGUGGAACUUGUAAUAAAUAAAAUUUUUGAAAAUCCAGAAUUGCAAAUGCCAAGCACCGAGAGUAGUAGUAGUGGCGGUGGUGGUAGUAGUAGUAUAGAAACAAGACCUGGAUCUGAUAAGCUUGUGGAGAAGAAAGCAGUUGGUGAUUUUAAAACACCAUUGAAAAUAACUGAUAAAAUCAAAUCAAAAAAAUCAAGUCAUCUGCCCAGUUCUACUGUGGCAGCAGUUCCAGAUGCAGUUCGUAAUAAAACCUUAACUGCAGCAUUACGUUUAUUGUAUGAGGCUGAUGAAGAUGAAAUGGAUGAUACCUACGAUGAUGCUCAAAGAACAGAUUUUAACACGAAAAACAGCAAUAACGGUAAUGAUAAGCGUGACUCAAAAUAUAACAAGAUUGAAGAAUACUUGUGGGUUUUAUUAAAACAGGAUGCUGGACUAUUUGAAAGAAAGGGGCGUAAAUCAGCAAAGCGUAAGGACAUGAAAUCUGUAACUGGUUGGUCCGAUGAGCAGAUUGAAGGCUGGGCUAGAAUGAUUCAACGUAGUCCUUUAAGAGCACAAUUAUUGGAAGAAAAAUUUAUGUUUGUAAAUCCAAACAAGGUUUCAAGAAAUGAUGAGGGAAAGGAAGCAGAGAAAGAAAAAGAAAAAGAAGAAGAAGAAGAAGAAGAAGAAGAAGAGAGUAAUAGUAGUGCUAAAACUCAUAAAAACCACGGUGGUAAUAAAUCUAAAAAUGUUGGAUUUAGUAAAAGACAAUAUGCCAAGAAUGAAAAGAAUAAAAGUUCCAAGGCUAACCACAAUAGAAAAAUGGGUCAUGAUAAAAAGAUGGCUCGUGGUUUUAUGUGA
Molecule: messenger RNA, 1974 nt
Organism: Saccharomycodes ludwigii
Lineage: Eukaryota; Fungi; Ascomycota; Saccharomycetes; Saccharomycodales; Saccharomycodaceae
Gene: CUE3
Product: Cue3p
Exons: 1
Coding region: 1-1974 (657 amino acids)
Molecular function (GO): ubiquitin binding
Source: RefSeq, a predicted model, not a curated record